Molecule: messenger RNA, 294 nt
Organism: Recurvomyces mirabilis
Lineage: Eukaryota; Fungi; Ascomycota; Dothideomycetes; Mycosphaerellales; Teratosphaeriaceae
Exons: 3
Coding region: 1-294 (97 amino acids)
Source: RefSeq, a predicted model, not a curated record
AUGGCAAAAUCGACUCGCCCUCCUGCCAAUGGUUUCGUGCGCGUCAUGCGAACAGCCUACAACCCGAUCGGUUUCUCGAAAGGCUACAAUGCCAUCUUAUGGUUCCUUACUGUGGGAUACAUCUUCGGUUUCACUCUGUCUCGUCUGGGGUAUCUGUCCUUUGGUACCGUCUUCUGCGGUGUAAAUCGUACACCAGGGUCCGGAGCAGCGCCUGGGGAGUGCUAUUAUUGGCUACAAGAUCCUUUUAAGAUUGGUCUGCAUCGUUCGAGACUUCGAGAAAAGUGGCUGCACUGA